AUGCAGUCCUCCCUCAGGUAUACUUGCUCGCUUCUGCUGAGCACCACUCGCCGUCCAGCGCGUCUCUUUGCCUCCACGUCGAGCUCAUUCCAAGCAGCGGGUACCCCAUGGUUCGUUGAUCCUACCCCAGAGCCCUCACCGAGAUACGGCCAGCGGCCGCUACCGCCCCAUGUCCAGCUUCAGCACGGAGCAAGCGCCCUUCUGCCUGUCCCAGACGACGCGCCUGAUGUUCUCAAGUCCCUCCAUUCCGAGCUUGCAAAGUCCCCCCAUCUGGAUUUGGCCCAGCUGACCGUGUCACCUGCUAUUUUACCCCCGCCUGGUCCUCCUCUGCCUUUACGCGCACCCCACGGCCGUCGGAAACGAGGAGGGACAUAUGCGGGAGAGUCCGCAUUUGAUUCAAUGGGUGGAGGCAUUUGGGAUUGGGUUGUCAUCGCACAGGUCAAAGAAGGAACGGAGAACAGAGGCGCUAUUGAUUCUGUAGUCAGACUCGUGCGGAAAACGCUUCUAACCAGGGAGCCACCCGUCCCACUCGCUCCAAAAUCACGACAUGCCCGUGGAACAGAGUGGGUCCUCAUAGACGCAGGGUCCUUUGCUAUCCAUAUUUUGAGCAAAGCUUCUCGGGAGAGAUAUUUCAAUCAGGUAUCAUGGUAG
Messenger RNA from Psilocybe cubensis, 651 nucleotides. RefSeq lists its product as uncharacterized. The record is from RefSeq and is a predicted model, not a curated record. NCBI's taxonomy places the organism in Eukaryota, Fungi, Basidiomycota, Agaricomycetes, Agaricales, Agrocybaceae. The transcript has 3 exons. The coding region runs from base 1 to 651 and encodes 216 amino acids.